AUGUAUCGUGCUACGAUUCUUCUAUGUUUAACGCUGGGUGUUGCGACUGAAAGUGUUCAUUGGCAGUGGCGAGAGCUGAUAUGCAAAUCUAAGGAUGCAAAAAACACGAAAGAUGCUUCUGAUUGUGAAGUGGUACUUAAAGAAACUGAGAACGACCAAAAUGGACGUAAAGCUCCGCUGAACACAUGUUUCGAUGAGACCGCUAAUGGACAACCUCGCCGCUACUGCAAUAUUCUCUGCCCAGGUGCAGCAACUGCUUACCGGAUCACACGACAACCACAAAAUCACAAGAGCUGUUUUACUCAUCUUACCUACCGUAUUGAGAGACGAGGAGAUAAUUUUUUCAUGUGGAGAGAUGGAAAGUGUCGAACCACUGACAUUCAAUUCACUAUCCGCUGUGAAUUCUCCUCUCCACGAUCCGAUUUUCUAACCGACGGGGAACUUUUUGCGAGUGCAAGAAAUGUGGUAUCAUGA
Molecule: messenger RNA, 474 nt
Organism: Necator americanus (New World hookworm)
Lineage: Eukaryota; Metazoa; Nematoda; Chromadorea; Rhabditida; Ancylostomatidae
Exons: 5
Coding region: 1-474 (157 amino acids)
Source: RefSeq, a predicted model, not a curated record